AUGUCCACCUCGCGCAAGCGCCCUCGCGCCGAGGUCGAGGAGAACAAGGCCGAGUGCCCUUUCAGCGUCACCUACGCCGAGCCCGAUACCAAGGCACAGAAAAAGUCAAAGAAGAGAAGGAAACCGGAUCAGGAAGAGGAGGACGGGAAGAAGAGCUCCAAGCAACUCUCUCCCUUUUCACCGUCCGGCGAUUUCAACGGCAAGAGCGCCAACGAUGUCUUGGAUUUGGAAUACAACGUGCAUCCACAGAAGAAGUGGCUGGAGAUGACACGCUACAACAGUUUCGUUCUAAAUGGAACCAAGUACUUUAGUGAGGGUUUUAUCUACGUCGCAAAUGAUCAGACCGUUCAACGACAAAAAGCCGCCGCGGAAGGCGCAACGGACGCGAACGAGCCGGAAAAGGUGCUGAAGCGAUCCAAGUCCGAAGAUGACUGGGUAGCCCGCAUCUUGGAGAUUCGCGCUAGCGACGAGCAUCAUGUCUAUGCGCGCAUUUACUGGAUGUACUGGCCGGAAGAGCUGCCGGAGGGCACGAUGGAAGGAAAGAGAUACACUGGAGGUCGCCAGCCGUAUCACGGUCACAACGAGCUGAUCGCCUCCAACCACAUGGACAUCAUCAAUGUUGUCAGUGUGACGCUACCUGCCAACGUCAAGCAAUGGAUUGAGGAGAACGACGACGAGAUCCAGGAGGCGCUCUACUGGCGCCAGGCCUUUGACUGCCGGACCCAACAGCUCUCGCCCGCCAACCCGGACAAGACGCUGAUCGGAUGCUCGAACAAGGAGUGCGGGAAAUGGCUCCAUGAGCAUUGUCUGAGAGAAGACGCCUUGAUGCGAACCUACGAGCGACUCGGCAAAGAUAAACCCCAUUUUACCGCGAAGCCUCCGGUAGACGAAACGACCUCGGUCGCAGAGAGCGAUAACGUUAAAGAGGAAAAGGCGCUGGAUGACGGCGUAAACGGACCCCUCAGCCCUACCGAAAGCGGUGCCGAUGUCAAGCAAACGAUAGAUGCGAAGCCCAGCGAUGCGCCCGAGGAAACAAAUGGGGAAUCUGUGGCAGAGGGGACUCCCGCGGUUCCUGACGAGCGUGUCUCGCAACCGCCUACAACUCCUGCGACGCCAUCCGCGCUGGAGGUACCGGGAGCAUCUCGCAAGAUCAGAUCUGGCAAGAAGAAGGCCUUUGCGAGCGAUACGAAGCCGUGGGAAGGCUUGUUUGAAGCGAGAAUCUUGAUGGACAUGAACCCCACCAAGAUUGAGAUCAAGGACCUCCGAGAGAACGUCACCGAAGGCGACAAGGUGUGGACUGAGCCGCUGCUCUGCGUUGUUUGCGGAGUGGAAAUCAGCUGA
This is a messenger RNA of Colletotrichum spaethianum, 1341 nucleotides long. RefSeq names its product chromatin remodeling protein SHL. Lineage: Eukaryota; Fungi; Ascomycota; Sordariomycetes; Glomerellales; Glomerellaceae. Bases 1 to 1341 code for a protein of 446 amino acids. Gene Ontology annotation, molecular function: chromatin binding. The transcript has 4 exons. The record is from RefSeq and is a predicted model, not a curated record.